AGCUACGGCCAUCUGAGAGCCAAGGGUCAGUCCUUGCUUCCGUCUUGGAUGGAAGAAAAUAAACGAACACAGAAAGGAAAGCCAAGUUGAGGCAGUCACCCAGGUCACAACACUUUCAACUCAAACAACUAAAGCUGGCAGAAUUGUAAGCAACUGAAAACCUGAAGAUAGGACCUUCCUGUGGGAUAAACUGAACCAUCAGCUGGGCAGCUGCUCCCCAACACUUUGGGAAACACUUGCACCAAAGAAACCCCUCGAAGAGAAUCACAGAACCACAGAGUGGUGCGGGUUAUCAGGACCCUAAAGCUCGUUCAGUCCACAGCCAGCCAUGGGCAGGAACCAGACCAAGCUGCUCCAAGCCCCAUCCAACCUGGCCUUGAACAGGCACCCAGAGCUUCUCUAGACAUCUAUGCCAGUAUCUUACUACUUUCGAGAGAUAAAUAAACGCGAAGGUCAGACUUCCAGAGGCUCCACCGGGAGCUCACAGGACGCAGCCCUGGGGUACAGGAGCCGGCGGGACCCGGCAGCGGCCGGAGCGGUGCGGGCACUCCCCGAGCGGGCGGUACCGCUCCCAGCUCGCACCCGCCCGCGGCCGGAGGAGGAGGAGGAUGAGGAGAAGGGAGCGCCGAGGGGCAGGGCAGGGACUGGCCGCAGCCGCCCCCUCUUUGCUCGCUGCCAGACCCGCCGGGCCCGCUCGGCUCACCUGCCGGGGCCGUCCGCGCCCCCAGCCCCACUCCGGCCGCGGCCCCGCUCCGAGCGACACCGCUCACCGCUUUCGCUUUCCCUUUCCUGGCGAAGGAGGGGCGGCCCCGGCUGCCGGCCGCCCUCGGGGAAAGGCCGCAAUUGUCCCCUGAGCUGCGGCAGGGCAGGUGAAGAAGCACUUCGGCCGGGCACCGGAGGGACCAGAGGGCUUUAACAGACGUGUAGAUGUGGCACUUGGGGACGGGGCUUAGUGGUGGGCUUGGCAGUGCUGGGGAAAUGGUUGGACUGGAUGAUUGUAGAGGCCUUUUCCCACCUGAACGAUUCUAGGAGUCCUUGUAGGUAUGGCAGACCCGGCUCCCAUGUUAUGAACAAAAAAGUUACCGUUUUUUUUAAGAGAAGGGGCUGCAGAGGAGUUUUCAGUUGAGCUAGGAAUUGAUCGCUGGCCAAGAGUUCUUUGUUAGUGAAAUGUUAGAAUCACCCCUUGAGUAUCCUUAAGUACCGCGGUUUAACUCUCUAUUGUGGAGAACUCUUGUUUUUCAGAACCACCCUAGCCUGUUGCCAGGAGGAUGACAACCUCCCCUCGGACGGUGGGGAGAGGGAGAUAUUUGCAUCUCAGGAGACAUGCAAAUUUAUCUCAAACCCCGAACUGCACUGGGACGGGACCUUCACCAAAUCCUGGAAAAUACCCCAAAAAAGACGAGCCAAAGCAGAAUUGAGAAGUCAGGGUGGUGUCUAGACAGCAGGGCCGAAGUCCGAAGCCGACAGAGAUGCUUGAAAACCUCGGUCAGUCCUCGCCCCAACUACAAUGAUGCCAGUCGGACCCAGGACCCCCUAGACUGAUAAGCUACACUGUGAAGCUUGGGUAUGCCCCCACUGCCUUUGUGAGUAUCGGACUCCCGGCUUUGGCGUCUAGGGGACAUAGCCGCAAAUCCUCCUCUUUUGAGUCAUUGCUGGGAGUCGGCGGCUGAACUCCCCAGAUCUGCCAAAACCCCACUGUGACCUGAUCGCUUUAAUAAAGGCAUUAAAAGGAAAAAAAA
Molecule: messenger RNA, 1739 nt
Organism: Haemorhous mexicanus (house finch)
Lineage: Eukaryota; Metazoa; Chordata; Aves; Passeriformes; Fringillidae
Product: bcl-2-binding component 3, isoforms 3/4-like
Exons: 2
Coding region: 410-916 (168 amino acids)
Source: RefSeq, a predicted model, not a curated record